Molecule: messenger RNA, 336 nt
Organism: Coniosporium apollinis CBS 100218
Lineage: Eukaryota; Fungi; Ascomycota; Dothideomycetes
Exons: 1
Coding region: 1-336 (111 amino acids)
Source: RefSeq, a predicted model, not a curated record
AUGGCCGCGACUGGGGCCACGGCCAAGUCAGCCACACACGACGCCCUGAUUUCCAUCCUCCGCCCCGUAGAGACCUGGGACCCCGUCCACGCCAUAGACGUCGAUCCCAUGGCCACUUUCGAAGGCAAGCCUGUCAACUACUCCGUCAUCAUUGCCUACCAGCCUCCCAAGGCUGCCCCAGAACGCAAAAGGGCAGAAGUCCAAGCCCUUCUGGACCUCAAGAGACCAAAGACUCAAGCUAAUGAAGGCCGAGCCGAUGAGCUGCUACAACUCCGGCAACCCGGGUAUAGCAGAACCAGCUGCAGCCAGGCAAAGACGGCUUCUGUGGCGAGCUGA